CCUGUCUAUAAAGCAUCAGGAAAGGAACCAAGAAUGUGAGUUUGUCUGCAGCAUAUACCAGUUACCAGUCAAUUUUUAAUCACUAAUUUAGAGGUUUUAAAAUUACUUAAAAUUUCAAAUAUAUAUUUAAGUACGCGUUUUUUUUAAAUCAUUAUCUUGCGAUUCGACGAAGAUACAAUGAAACCUUUCAUUCUUUUAUUAAUUAUACUUGUGGCCAAUAUCGAAGCCACAACAAGAAGUAGGAACUACUUAAAGUACCGUGCAAGGCAACUACCCUUUCCGAAGCAGCAAGAAGGAAAUACGUGGGAUGAUGCAGAUGUCACGGAAGUAGACGAACAAAAUGAGUUUCCGUCUUUAAACAAGCAAACAGACAAAAUAAACCUAAAAAAUGAAAUGGGAGCAGUAUCCAAUAGCUCGCCAAAUCAGCCUCCAACGAACGUAGUUCGACAAUUCUAUCCUGGAUUUCCAGAAAAUAAUAUGAGCGUUAUUUUGAGACCUAAUCAACCUGAUGAGCUUUAUCAAUUUGGACAAACUCAAGAACCGGACAUGCCAUCGGAAGCUGAUCGACCAGAAGAGCAAGGACAAACCGGACAACAGAUUCCUGCACCUGGAUGUUUAGCUGCUAGGGGACAAUUUCCGAGUAUGAAUAGCUGUUCCAAUUAUUUAAACUGUUGGGAUGAUGUUGUAAUUGAGCAGCCAUGUCCCAAUAACUUGCUGUUCAAUGAUUUUACUGGUUUAUGCGACUUCGAACAAAAUGUUAAUUGUGGUGACCGUCCUGGGCCUACUCCAAAACCAUCUUUACAACCGAAUACUCGAAGAUGUCCAGAUCCUAAUGGACGUUAUAGGAGUCAAACAAACUGUUCGGAAUUCUAUAUAUGUCUGGCAGGGAGCCCAAUCAAAUUCAGCUGUCCACGAGGAUUGGUCUACAAUGAUGAUGUGAGUGUUUGCGACUAUCCAUACAAUGUUGACUGUCAAGGUGCAGCAACACCUGAGCCAGUUUUAUUACAACCAACUGGAAAUCCGAAUGGUUCAGAAAGUUUUUCGGAUGGAAAUUCAUUAAGUACUUCAUUUCCCAAUGAGUUUAGCAGUUCAUCCUCAAAUGGAUUAAUGCCAGUCAAUUCACGCCCUAAUGGAUUCCAAUCAACAGAACCUUCUCGACAACCACCUCCAGUGACUUUUCCACCUGGACCAUAUCCUCAAAAUCAGUGGGGAUUAAGAUCAGAAAUAAGAAACCAACGGUCUACGGUUCUACUACCCGAACGGAAUGAUCAACAGCGCGAGAAAAAAAUCGUAUCUGGAGAUGCUACUAAGCUUUUCCAAGAAGUUCCUGCAGAGACAUCGGUGGUCCAUGAUCAGAAGGGAACUGCACAUGUUAUUCCAACUGAAUGGACAAAAUUUCCCUGUGAAAAUGAAAAAAUUUUACGGCUAGAUGAAGCAUGUACGAAUGUUGUUGUUUGCAAAAAUGGCAGACCACAAUUUAUAGCAUGUGAUGUAGGUUUUGCGUAUGAUCGAAUAUCUGAGUCAUGUGAAAAUUAUACUACUGCAAAGUGUAAUUAAUUUUCUUAAACGUAAAUAUAAAUCUUCUAUACUAAUAAAAAAGAAGACGUUUGUUUUCAUGACGAGUAAACACAAAAACUACACGGAAAGAAAUUUAUGGUAACAAUUACAGUGCUCCCCCUCCCCCCCCUCCAAGAUAUCCCUCUGUAAAAUAUCAUUUUGCCUCAAUUCAGUUUCCCCACUACACACAGUGGAACUAACUUGCGCAUGCGCUUGAGCCGCUACUAUACUAUAAGUCAGCUGUUUACAUACACAUAGAUAUACUUAUAGAUAGUAAGACUGCGCAUGCUUCUAUUUUUAAUAGUUCCACUUUUUAAGAGUGGAAGGGGUACCUCUCUAAGAUAUUUUUCUUGGAAUCAGAGCCCCGAGUCUGAUAUCUUAGGGGGGAGCACUGUAUAAUAUACUAUAGGGAUGGUUCCCAUAACGCAUGGUAACUGGUUUUUUAAACAUGCCAAUUAUAGAAACGGCACCCAUACAUAUUAUGAAAAUCAUUCCUGUAAUUAUGGGUAUAAUUCCUACAUGAUAUCGGAAUUCCGGAUAUAUAUGUUAUCACAUCUUGUUUCUAAAUUUGUAAUGCAUUCGCGCGAUAAUAAUCAAAUUAAAAGUUCAAUAUUUCAAUUUUUUUUUUUUUUUUUCAAAAAUAUUUUUUCCGGGCGGAUUUUGAUAUCACCCAUAUGCCAUCAGAUUUACGUCAUGGUUACGUCAUAAUCUUAGAUAAAAAAAGUGCGAAAUACUGAGUCACACCUAACUCAUUCGUGACUCAUAUCUUACGUAAAUGAUGACAUGGCCUAACGUCAUUCUGACAUCAAAUUUACAUCAAUGUCGUUACUGGGAAUAGUUCUUAUGGAAUUAUGGUAAUCGUUACUAUGUCACUAUGGUGAUUGUUCCUGUAAUAGUAUGGUAAUCACUCCCAUAAUAUUAUGGUAAGUAUUACCAUAAAAUUAUAGUAACCAUUACUAUAAUAUUGUAGUAAUCAUUACAGUAAUGUAUGGUAACCAUUACCAUAAUCUUCCGGUAAUAAUUUCCAUACACUAUGGGAACUAUUACUAUAAUAUUUGGUAACAUUUACCAUAGUAUCAUGGCAACGAUUGCCAUAUUAUGUAAAUGGUUACCAUAAUAUGGAAAUGGUUACCAUAAUAUAUAGGAUGUAUUCCCAUAUGCACUUAGGAACCGUUACAAUGUUAUCAUUACCAUAACUGUUAUCAUUACCAUAAUUUUGUCACAUGCGAUAUGGGAACUGUUACCAUAAUGAGAGGAAUUGUUUCCAAAGUUAUGGAAACUUUUCCCAGAAAGUAUGGGCCUAUAUCCCAUAUUCCAAGUAAUUAUUACUAUAACGGAAUGGAAUAUUUCAUAAAGGUACUAGGAAUAGCUACUAUAAAUGUCUCUCUGUGUACUUAACAUACAGACGUGAAACGUACACUAUAAGAUUCAGCGAAUUUCAGUGAAAGUUUUAGUGUGUAUUUCAUUUUCGAAUGCUUAUUUGUAAUCUUUUUUUUUAAGUUUAUAGAAUAAUAAAAAUUACAUUCGAUUUUA
Molecule: messenger RNA, 3090 nt
Organism: Microplitis mediator
Lineage: Eukaryota; Metazoa; Arthropoda; Insecta; Hymenoptera; Braconidae
Exons: 4
Coding region: 178-1557 (459 amino acids)
Cellular component (GO): extracellular region
Molecular function (GO): chitin binding
Source: RefSeq, a predicted model, not a curated record